This is a messenger RNA of Eleginops maclovinus (Patagonian blennie), 1312 nucleotides long. It is a transcript of the gene rsl1d1, whose product is annotated as ribosomal L1 domain containing 1. NCBI's taxonomy places the organism in Eukaryota, Metazoa, Chordata, Actinopteri, Perciformes, Eleginopidae. The record is from RefSeq and is a predicted model, not a curated record. The transcript is spliced from 9 exons. Bases 58 to 1188 code for a protein of 376 amino acids.
CUAAGCUGCCAACCACAGAAGAAGAAUAGGUUGUGACGUACAAUCUACUCAUUGCGCAUGCGUGUAAGGUUAACACGUGAAGCAGACAGCAUGGCGGAGACAGCAGAAGUUGGGGUAGACCGGGGACAGGUCAAAAAGGCCGUCCAGGCUUUGCAGGCUUUCCUGAAAACCAAGUCCACCGGGGACUCACUGUUCCUGGACGACACACAGCAGAUCAGCCUGCUCUUCACCCUGUGGAAGAUCCCCAAAAAACCACAGACCAUCCGCAUUCCACUGCCCCAUGGCCAGCGGCCGGACACAGACGAGGUCUGCCUCUUCACCAGAGACGAGCCCAACAUGACCUCGGAUCAGACGAUCAGGUUUUAUAAGAAGCUGCUGCAGGAGAAGGGGGUGACGAACAUCUCGGAGGUCAUCCCGUAUAAAGUCCUAAAGACGGAGUACAAACCGUAUGAAGCGAAGCGCCGCCUGCUGGGGAACUACGACAUGUUCCUCUCUGACGACCGCGUCCGCCGCCUGCUGCCGUCUCACCUCGGGAAACACUUCUACGAGAGGAAGAGAGAGCCGCUGUGUGUGAACCUGCAGAGCAAGAAUCUGGCCAGAGACAUCAGCAGAGUGAUCCAGGGCUCCAGCCUGAAGGUCACCAACAAGGGCUGCUGCUGCAUGGCUCGGAUUGCCCACGCCGGCAUGACCGCAGACGAGGUGACAGAAAACGUGGAGGCUGCUUUCCAAACGGUGUCCACCAAACUACGCACGAAAGGACCUGUGAUAAAGCUGGUCCACAUCAAGAGUCAGACGUCUGUAUCUCUGCCCGUCUACACCUCCAACCUGAACAGCCUCACCGCGCUGGAGGACGCUCAGAAACAGGCAGAGACCGCCAAGAAAGAGGCUGUGGCUAAAAAGCGGGCAAAGAGAAGCAAAAAGGCGGAGGAGGCUAAGAAAAGCAAGGAUACGGAGGAGGUGAAGACAACCGAGGGGACAGAGGAAGAAAUCCCACAGCUGGUUCCCGUUGGAACACCAAGCAAGAAGGCUAAACUGGAGAAGACAUCCAAGAAGAAGAAGCAGCUGGAGAAGGCGCCCAGGACGGCUGCAGGGAAGAAAGGAAGGAAACCACAAAACAAAAUAAACAAGAAAGGCGGCAAGGCCGAGUCCAAAAAAGAAAAGAAAAGGAAAGUGCCCAGAGUGAAGUGAUUCUCCUCCUCACACCCUCAACAUGGACAUUUUACACAGGACCAGAUGGUCCACAUAUAUUCCCUCUGUUUUGUGUCGUUAUGCCUGGAUGAUGCAGAAUAUAAAGUUUGUUAUGUGAAAUUAA